CUGCAAUAUUUUUUAUGAUUGAUUUUUUUGGUUAUGUGCCCCUGCAUUAAGAGACUCGCCAGCCUAUUUUUGCAGUUAGAAAGCAAGCUAUGUACUCUCUAAAAGACAUUGUGCCUGCAGCUGAGAACAACAUAAAUACACAAGUCAUAGUUUUGAACAUAGGCAAGACAGCAUCAGAGGGCCAAAAUAAGACAUGUUUGGCACUUGUGGUUGAUGAGAUAGCCGCAGUUCACUUCCAGCUCUGGGGGGAUGAGUGUGAUGCCUUUGAGCCUGGUGAUAUUAUCUGUCUAACAAAUGGAAUAUUCUCUUGCAACCGGAGAAGUUGGGUGUUGAGGGCAGGCAAGAGAGGGAAGGUAGAGAAGGUGGGAGAAUUCACCAUGGCAUAUGUUGAGACACCCAACAUGAGCGAGAUUGAAUGGGUUCAUGAUACAAGCAAGUCCAAGUUCGUGCAGAAGGCUGUUAUUUCACCCCAUUCAUGCAUUUUUCCGCCAUUACCUUAACUUUUGCACCUAUUGUUUCAUGUAAUGGUCCUUCUCACUACAUUUCAAAAUUAUCAACAUUGAUGAGAUUGUAGUUUCAUGUAUUUCUUACUCUCUUCAAAUCAUCUUUAAUCAACAAAGGGAUCUG
Juglans regia (Persian walnut) is the source of this 627-nucleotide messenger RNA. Its product is annotated as SOSS complex subunit B1-like. The coding region runs from base 90 to 500 and encodes 136 amino acids. The record is from RefSeq and is a predicted model, not a curated record. Gene Ontology annotation, molecular function: DNA binding. The transcript is spliced from 2 exons. Gene Ontology annotation, biological process: response to ionizing radiation; double-strand break repair via homologous recombination; mitotic cell cycle checkpoint signaling. Gene Ontology annotation, cellular component: SOSS complex. Lineage: Eukaryota; Viridiplantae; Streptophyta; Magnoliopsida; Fagales; Juglandaceae.